Molecule: messenger RNA, 726 nt
Organism: Ogataea angusta
Lineage: Eukaryota; Fungi; Ascomycota; Pichiomycetes; Pichiales; Pichiaceae
Exons: 2
Coding region: 1-726 (241 amino acids)
Source: RefSeq, a predicted model, not a curated record
AUGAACCCGUCUCCCGAUGACGGCGUACAUGGUGGCAUAACUGGCUCCGAACUCUUCCUUUUUCACGAUCAUCGAGCAGCACGUGGGGAUCAGGGAGUAGAUCCCGCCAUAGAACGUGCCGUACAGGAUGCUGUAGGUGUACAUGGCGCCAGUGCUGCUUUUGAAGGGCAUCCAAACGACAAAAUUGAAGACUGCAGUAAUGACCAAGAGACAAAUAAUAAUGUUAUAGCUGCCGAAAAGGACGUCCGCAAGAAGGCCGCUCAGAAGUCUGCCCACAACUGCGCCAAUAUUGAUCACAGUGACAAACAAAUAUGCCUGGCUCGAGGAAAACCCGUUUUUGAUGCACACGAACGAGAAGAGCGACGACGUCACCAGGACCGUUCCUUCGGCAAAGACACAGCCCAGAACGCAGAACAGAAACUUGCGGUCGUCGCGCAGCGCUCUGAAGUUGAGCGACUUGGUGAGGUAGUAUAUCACCGUGUCCUUUCUGGACAUUUUUUCUGUCUCCACGACUCUUCUCUCUUUGACCAGAAAAAUGGAGAUCAACAGACACAAAAACGCGAUCAGAGCGAGCAGUCGCAUGGACCAGGCAAACCCAACACUCACGUAUGUCUUUCUCAGCAUGGUGGGGAAUAUCAGGCCGCCCACACAGCCGCCGUUGCCGGCAACAGCCAUGGCGGUGGCUCUUUUCUUGGCAGGAAAGUACUGCGAGACAGCCCCCAUUAG